CAUCACAUCGCAUGUCGGCAUCGGCAUUGGCAAUUGGCAUUGUUCAGUGUUCAGUUUGAGUUUGAGAAACGUCUUUACUUUAGUCUUUGCUAUUUGCUAUUAUAGUAACUUUUUUCAAUUGUGUUUGUGUAAUUACUGUUGUUUCAAGAUGAAAAAAAAUGGGGGCGAGCGCGAGACUAGUGAAAAUAGAAAAAGUCAACGAGGCAGGAAGGGUCAUAAAAACUGGGGAAAACGUGAUGAUGACCAAGUUCCUAAUUUUCCAGGGAAUGAAAAGACGAGGGAACGUAAUCGUGGUUUUGAUCCUAGACCUGAAUGUGGCCGUGGUCGUGGAGGGGGUCGUGGUCAUUAUCGUGUCCCUGGUAAUAACGAUAACGAUGAUAAUGAUCGUGGCUUUUUCCCAGGGAAGAAAGAAAAUAACGAAUCAAAUAGAACGCGUAAACCUCAUCAGAUGGGAUUCAAAGCACUGGAAGAAUUGAUUGAUAAUGACAACAUAGAAGAAAUUAUUUUAGAUCUUAAUGACGGCAAGAAAGGUUUUAAAACAUUACUGGGUAGCACAUUAUCGACAGAUAUGAUUGUACUGGUUGUAAAACUGUUAGCUAAAAUAUGUGAUUCUGCUUUUAAUGCUUCGAAGACUUCAAUACUGCAAUUUGCAAUCGAAAGUGACUUUUCCAAACAAGUGACCUCUUUCGUAACUGGCUUGGCUAUUCAGGAUUCAAAAGAUAAAAUGCAUAAUAAGUACUUUUGGAAGGAUAUUGAUGAUUUUUGGAAUAAUAUAAUCAAAAUAUCGGAACAUUAUAAUGAUUUAUUGCCUUCCAGUUCUUGCGAUUUUACAGUAAAACUCCUAAAAUCGGUUAAAUUCAAUAUCCCUCCUAUAGAAGAAAUUCAUUCAAUACAUAUUUCUGAUGGAAUCAAGAAUAAAGUUGAUAGUAUACUGGAAGUGACUGAAACCAAACAGAAAGAAUUAGAUGCAAAGAAACGUAUCAAAAAAGAGCCAAAUUUCAACUUGGCGCUUCAAGAACCACCGGACGACUUUCGAGAAAUAAGUGUUUAUCCAUCGACUGUAGAAAUUACCACAGAAAAGUCUCCAUUUCUGAGACCGAAUAUUGUCAAAGGCCCUUAUCCAGAUGUUAAUACUUACUUAGAUAUACAAUAUCGCUUAUUAAGAGAAGAUUUUGUAAUGCCUCUAAGAAAAGGAAUAUGUGGGUACAUCAAUAACCCAAGAGAUAAACAACAAGAUAUCAAAGUGUACGAAGGUGUCAAGUUUCUCAAAGCGGAGUCUAUAAACGAUCAAAAUUGUCAGAGAAUCCAAUUCGAUUUCUCUAAGAAGAACAAAAAGUUUGAGUUCGAGAAUUCCAAAAGAUUUAUGUUUGGUUCCUUGUUAUGUUUCACAGAUGAUAGGUUUAAAACACUACUUUUUGGAAAAAUUGUAGACCGAAAGGAAGAAUUGCUCAAAAAUGGUCAGCUCAUCGUUGGAUUUAAUUCAGAUAUGGAGUUACCUGCAGGUCUUUAUCACAAAUCUUUUUUAUUGGUAGAGAGCAAAGUAUAUUUUGAACCUUAUUAUCAAGUUCUUACUGUUUUAAAAAAUAUGACAAUUGAACAUUUUCCAAUGGAAAGAUAUAUCAUACAAGUGCGUACAGACACAAAACCUCCCCGUUAUCUCUCGAAUAUAGAUCACAUUUUUACAUUUUCACAACCUUAUGGAUUGAAUGAAGCCCAAGAUAAAGCAUUUCAAUCUGCGCUAACCAGGGAAUUCGCAAUCAUACAAGGACCUCCAGGAACGGGUAAAACCUUUCUGGCUUUAAACAUUGCUAGAACAAUGCUAGAAAAUAACGAAGCAUGGUAUAACGACUCUCCCAUGUUAAUAGUUUGUUUUACAAAUCAUGCUUUGGAUCAGUUCUUGGAAGGAUUGCUGGAAACAACAGAUGAGAUCAUUCGUGUAGGUGGACAAUCAAAAAAUGAAAAAUUAAAUGAUUACAAUCUUCGGAAUAUAAAAAGAGUUCUAGAUUCUCCAAAUAGAGCUAUCUCUGAAAGACAGUUGGUAGUUAGGAAGAUUAAGCGAGAUAUCGAAUCAAUAAAUAACUAUCUAAAGAUAAUCGCAAAGUAUGACACUGUCGUCGAUUUUGGUACAUUUUCAGGUGUGGUACCAGAAUAUGCGACAUCUUGGUUUGCAACAGCCGAAAAUGAUCAUAUUAUUAACUGGUUAUUUGGAGGCCAUAAUAGAAAAUUUGGAAAAAGACGAGUAAAUAAUGUUCAAAAUAAUCAGAAUAUUAUAAAGAACGUUGAAGAUAAUCCUCUAAAAAACGAAGAAAAUGAAAAUAAUGACAGGGAACGCAAUGAACUUGUAGACGACAUUUUUAAAAACUUAGAAGUAAAAUAUUUACGUACGCUUGUCAGCAUAGAAAAGCUGUCCACACAAAUGAUAUUGAUCGGUAGAGAGGUCCAUAAUUUAAUGGCAACAGAUGGUUUUAGUGAAUGUGAAAAGGAAAUGCGGAAAGCCGAAUAUGAUAUGAAACUAUAUGCAAUAGAAAAUCAAUUGGAGUAUUUGAAGUUUCGAUUACAAGAAGCUCAGGCACAGAAAUUAGGCCCACCAGAUUACAUUAAUUUGGAAAAUCCUCAUUGGAUGUCUGCUGAUGAUAGAUGGAAAUUAUAUUUCCAAUGGAUUUAUGUUUAUGAAAGACAUUUGCUUAACAAAAAAGCUUUGCUGAGUACUAGGUUCAGAGAAGAGUACGCUGUGUAUACAGAAAUGCGUGACAUAGAAGAUACCAACGUUAUGAAAGAAGCUUUAGUUGUCGGAAUGACAACAACGGGUGCAGCUCGUCUUAAUACUUCAUUAAAAGCUCUAAGAAGUCCAAUAGUGAUAGUAGAAGAAGCUGCCGAAGUGUUAGAAUCCCAUAUAAUAACUGCUCUUACACCACAUUGUCAACAUUUAAUUUUAAUAGGUGAUCAUCAGCAGUUAAAACCUAGUACAGCUAGUUAUCAUAUAGAAACAAAGUAUAAAUUAAAUAUAAGUCUUUUCCAAAGAAUGGUUGACAAUAACGUGGAAUGUCAUACAUUGAAUAUACAGCAUAGAAUGAGACCCGAAAUUGCCAAUUUGAUUAGACCUGCCAUUUAUCCAGUUCUACAUGAUCACGAAUCGGUACGUGAUAGACCAAAAAUUAUAGGAAUUGAACAUACACUAUUUUUUAUUGAUCACGAACACGCAGAAACCUCGUGUAAUGAUAACAGCAAGAAAAAUGUACACGAAUCUCAAUUUUUAAUGCAUUUGGCAAAGCAUUUGGUCUUAAAUGGUUAUGAGGCGGAGAAUAUUGUUAUUUUAGCUGCUUACUUGGGACAAAUGCUUGAAAUGCAACGUGAACGCAGAAUUCAUAGUGAUUUAUUAGAAAAUGUUAGAAUUGCUGUUUUGGAUAAUUAUCAAGGAGAAGAAAGCGACAUUGUGCUACUAUCAUUGGUAAGAAGUAAUAAAGAAAACAAAAUUGGAUUUUUAAGGACAGAAAACAGAGUCUGCGUGGCUUUAUCUAGAGCCAGAAAUGGAUUUUACAUAAUGGGAAAUAUGAUACAGUUGCGUGAAAAUAGUGAGAUCUGGCCUCAGGUAGAAGACACUCUUAAAAAUCAAGAUGCAAUUGGUCCUUAUUUAACGCUUCGGUGUCAAGUUCACCGGGAUCAAAUUACUAAAGUCAAAUCUGGGAAAGAUUUUUUGAAAAUACCAGAAGGCGGUUGUACAUUGAAAUGUGAGGCUCAAUUAAAAUGUGGCCACUAUUGUACAAGCAUAUGUCACGUUUUAGAUAGAGAUCAUGAGAUAUAUCAGUGCAGACAACCAUGUGCAAGUGUUCUUUGUGAUGAUAUGGCGCACAUAUGCCAAAAAUAUUGUUAUGAAGAAUGUGGUCCAUGCAACUAUCCUGUUCGGCGAGAGCUUAAAUGUGGUCACGUAGCCACCAUGGAAUGUCACAUGGAUCCUGAUAUAUACAAGUGCAAUACUUUGGUUACGACCAAACUUGCAUGUGGCCAUAACGCAGAAAAGCCUUGUCAUAUUGAGCCAGACAAAUUUCCAUGUCAAAUUCCAUGUGAUGUUAGCGUUAAACCAUGUGGACAUGCCUGUAUUAGAAAGUGUCAUGUUAACGAUGAUCCUUAUCAUCUACAGUAUCAAUGUAGAAAACCCUGCGAACGAGAAGUCCAAGGAUGUACAAGUACGGAAGAACGUCAUAAAUGUAACAAAGCCUGCUUUGAGAAAUGCUUACUGUGUGAGAUCAUAGUUGAAAAAAGGCGUGCCAAAUGUUCCCAUCUGCUCAACGUAGCAUGUUCUUUGGAUCCUGACACAAUAAUUUGCGAAAAGCCUUGUGAGAAGAAACUACCGUGCGGUCAUAUUUGUGAGAAAAAAUGUGGGGAACCUUGUGGAAAUUGUAGAGAGUUGGUAAAAAAAUCCGUACCAGACUGCAAUCACGUUAUAAAAAUUGAAUGUAGAAAUAAAGCUGAGAGAAAAUACUGUAUAUUUCGUAAAUGUCCCCGUAUAUUACCAUGCGGUCAUCAAUGUAAGAAAAAAUGUAACGAAACCUGUAUAACAAGGUGUGAAGAAUUGGUUAGUUGCAACAUACCAAGCCCAUGUGGACAUAUAAUCAAGGAAAUUCAAUGUUAUCAAAAAGAAAGUGAUGAUCCGAAGAUAUUGCUAGCUCAAUGUUCAGAGCCCUGUAACUUUACACUUCAGUGUAAACACACUUGUAGUGGUAUAUGUAGGCAAUGUUUUCAAGGACGAUUUCAUCAAAAAUGUGCUAAAAAAUGUGGAGUCCCAUUGGUUUGUAAUCACGAAUGUACUAUACCCUGCGGAGGAACUUGCCAACCGUGCCAAAAACCGUGUAGUUACCGGUGUACACAUGGUAUAUGUAAAAAACGAUGUGGAGAACCAUGUACAAAUUGCAAAGAAGCUUGUGUUAGAAAAUGCGACCAUCAAGAAUGUAAGCGAUGUUGUGGAGAUAUAUGUAACGUGCCACCAUGUUAUGAACCAUGUCCAAAGAAAAUCCGAGGAUGUGGUCACCUAUGCAUAGGCUUUUGUGGAGAUCCUUGUCCAUCUUUAUGUAGAAUUUGUAAUGGUGAAGAAUUGACCGAAUGUUUCUUCGAAACAAAAAAUGAAGAAGAUGCCCGCUUUGUCUUGUUAGUUGAUUGCGGGCAUAUUUUAGAGUCAUCUGGUAUGGAACAGUGGCUGGAAAGUGAUGAUAAUCAAAUUAAUCCAAAAGUAUGCCCCAAAUGUAAAACAGGGAUAAAAUUAACGCAACGGUAUAAUGAAUAUGUAAAAGGAAACCUGACGGAUUUACAGAAUGUUAAAACGAAGUUUUACGGGACAGAAAAGGAAAAUAGAAAAGUUAAAGCAAAAUUGCAAUCAGAAUUACAGCUACUUAUGCAGGAGUUCCGCAUUUUUGGUAUAGGUAUAUUUAUCUUAGCAGAUUUACGUAAAUUAUAUUCUCGUUUAAACGAUGGUAUAAAUACCCGCCGUCUGCACAUCAACAAAGUGGGACUUGCUGCAAUUAGAGCAAAAGUGGAUAUAUUUAAACUAUUAUUAGAGCCACUAAAGAAUUACAAAGUAAAAUUACAAGAUGCAUCAAUGUCAAUGAUUCAAUUCAAAUUUAUAUCAAACUAUCUGAUGGAACAUAUUGACUCAAUAAGUAAACAACAAUAUGACGACAUAAUGUUAGAGAUUGAUCGAUUCUAUAAACGGCUACAAUUUGAGAACAUAAAAUAUCAACCGUAUUUAAUUAAACCAGAAGUCAAACGUAUGGUUGAAGCAGUAACACAACUUUUGGAUAGUCCCCAGCGAUUUACUAAGUCUAGAAACGAUAUUGUUAAAAUACAUUUAGAAGAUCUAAAAAAAGUAACUGCUUCAAACAUUGCUUUAACUGACGCCGAAAGGAAAGAAAUUGUAAAAGCGAUGGGCUUUACACAAGGCCAUUGGUAUAAAUGCCCCAAUGGACAUCCACAUAGUAUUGCAGAUUGCAGCGGAGCAGUGGUUACGUCAAUUUGCAAUGAAUGUAAGGAACAAAUUAGAGGCUCUUCACAUGGAUUCUUAUCAACGAAUCGAGUAGCAACAGAAAUCGAUGGAGCGAGAUAUGAAGCUUAGACAGAACAAGCAAAAAUGGAUAAUUAUAUUUUAAAUUAAGGUAUUUUGGACACUAUAACAUAACCAUAACCGCGAAGAAAUAUGUUAGGUACUACGAUUGUUUCAAAUAAAAAUAUUAAGUAUUGUUACUUUAGAUUUAUGUUUAGUUUGUAUUUUGAUUUAUAAAAAAUAAAGUAUUUUUUAUGUC
Molecule: messenger RNA, 6290 nt
Organism: Diabrotica virgifera virgifera (western corn rootworm)
Lineage: Eukaryota; Metazoa; Arthropoda; Insecta; Coleoptera; Chrysomelidae
Product: NFX1-type zinc finger-containing protein 1-like
Exons: 21
Coding region: 149-6103 (1984 amino acids)
Biological process (GO): regulatory ncRNA-mediated heterochromatin formation
Cellular component (GO): nucleus; nuclear RNA-directed RNA polymerase complex
Molecular function (GO): zinc ion binding; helicase activity
Source: RefSeq, a predicted model, not a curated record